AUGUGUCACAUCAGAGUGCAUGAGUUACCUGAGUGCGUGCCCGGGUGCCGUGAGUGCGUGCCCGGGUGCCGUGAGUGCGUGCCCGGGUGCCGUGAGUGCGUGCCCGGGUGCCGUGAGUGCGUGCCCGGGUGCCGUGAGUGCGUGCCCGGGUGCCGUGAGUGCGUGCCCGGAUUCCUUGAGUGCAUGCCCGGGUUCCUUGAGUGCAUGCCCGGGUUCCGUGAGUGCAUGCCCGGGUUCCGUGAGUGCAUGCCCGGGUUCCUUGAGUGCAUGCCCGGGUUGCACCACCAGAGGGCCUCCAAGACCACCAGAGGGCCUCCAAGACCACCGGAGGGCCUCCAAGACCACCAGAGGGCCACCAAUAUCAUCAGAGGGACAACAGAGGGCCUCCAAGACCACCAGAGGGCCUCCAAGACCACCAGAAGGCCACCAAGACCACCAGAGAGCCUCCAAGACCACCAGAGGGCCUCCAAGACCACCAUAGGGCCUCCAAGACCACCAGAGGGCCUCCAAGACCACCAGAGGGCCUCCAAGACCACCAGAAGGCCACCAAGACCACCAGGGGGCCACCAAUAUCAUCAGAGGGACAACAGAGGGCCUCCAAGACCACCAGAGGGCCUCCAAGACCACCAGAGGGCCUCCAAGACCACCAGAGGGCCUCCAAGACCACCAGAGGGCCUCCAAGACCACCAGAGGGCCUCCAAGACCACCAGAAGGCCACCAAGACCACCAGGGGGCCACCAAUAUCAUCAGAGGGACAACAGAGGGCCUCCAAGACCACCGGAGGGCCACGAAGAGCACCAGAGGGCCAUCUUGAUCACCGGAGGGCCUCCAAGACCAUCAGAGAGCCACCAGAGGGUCUCCAAGACCACCAGAGGGCCACCAAGAGCACCAGAGGGCCACCUUGACCACCAGAGGGCCUCCAAGACCAUCAGAGAGCCACCAGAGGGUCUCCAAGACCACCAGAGGGCCUCCAAGACCACCAAGACCACCAGAGGGCCACCAGAAGGCCACCAAGACCACCAGAGGGCCUCCAAGACCACCAAGACCAGCAGAGGGGUCACCAGAGGGCCACCAGAGGGCCACCAAGACCACCAGAGGGCCUCCAAGACCACCAAGACCAGCAGAGGGGUCACCAGAGGGCCACCAGAGGGCCACCAAGACCACCAGAGGGCCUCCAAGACCACCAAGACCAGCAGAGGGGUCACCAGAGGGCCACCAAGACCACCAGAGGGCCUCCAAGACCACCAAGACCAGCAGAGGGCCUCCAAGACCACCAAGACCAACAGAGGGCCUCCAAGACCACCAAGACCAACAGAGGGCCUCCAAGACCACCAAGACCAACAGAGGGCCUCCAAGACCACCAAGACCACCAGAGGGCUACUGGACCACCAAAGGGCCACCAAGACCACCAGAGGGCCGCCAAGACCACCAGAGGGCUACUGGACCACCAAAGGGCCACCAAGACCACCAGAGGGCCACCAAGAUCACCAGAGGGGGGAGCAGCCAUUGUCUAGGCGGUCCAGCCCUCCAACAGCCCUCCAACAGCCCUCCAACAGCCCUCCAACAACCCUCCAACAGCCCUCCAACAGCCCUCCAACAACCCUACAACAGCCUUACAACAGCCCUCCAACAGCCCUCCAACAGCCCUCCAACAGCCCUCCAACAACCCUCCAACAGCCCUACAACAGCCCUCCAACAGCCCUCCAACAGCCCUCCAACAGCCCUGCAACAGCCCUCCAACAGCCCUCCAACAACCCUCCAACAACCCUCCAACAGCCCUCCAACAGCCCUCCAACAGCCCUCCAACAGCCCUCCAACAGCCCUACAGCAGCCCUCCAACAGCCCUACAACAACCCUACAACAGCCCUCCAACAGCCCUCCAACAGCCCUCCAACAGCCCUACAACAGCCCUCCAACAGCCCUCCAACAGCCCUACAACAGCCCUCCAACAGCCCUCCAACAGCCCUCCAACAGCCCUCCAACAGCCCUCCAACAGCCCUACAACAGCCCUACAACAGCCCUCCAACAGCCCUACAACAGCCCUCCAACAGCCCUACAACAGCCCUCCAACAGCCCUCCAACAGCCCUACAACAGCCCUCCAACAGCCCUCCAACAGCCCUCCAACAGCCCUCCAACAGUCCUCCAACAGCCCUACAACAGCCCUACAACAGCCCUCCAACAGCUCUCCAACAGCCCUCCAACAGCCCUACAACAGCUCUCCAACAGCCCUACAACAGCCCUCCAACCACCCUCCAACAGCCCUCCAACAACCCUACAACAGCUCUCCAACAACCCUACAACAGCUCUACAACAGCCCUCCAACAGCACUCCAACAGCCCUACAACAACCCUCCAACAGCCCUCCAACAGCCCUCCAACAGCUCUCCAACAGCCCUCCAACAGCCCUACAACAGCUCUCCAACAGCCCUACAACAGCCCUCCAACAGCCCUCCAACAGCCCUCCAACAGCCCUCCAACAGCCCUCCAACAAACUGUGUCAAUAUUGUGACCAAGCCACUAGGGCUACAAUAG
This is a messenger RNA of Procambarus clarkii (red swamp crayfish), 2532 nucleotides long. The record is from RefSeq and is a predicted model, not a curated record. NCBI's taxonomy places the organism in Eukaryota, Metazoa, Arthropoda, Malacostraca, Decapoda, Cambaridae.